CAGCUGAUUAAAAAUACACACACAUCGAUCAAAAAAGGGGGUUGAUGAAGCCGGGUGACAGGAUAUAAAUCAUAAAACGAACCAAAAAUUCGGAGAUUGCAAAGGACUCGUAAUGGAGGAACGCGCUGUGCUUGCCAACAUUGCGUCUAUAAUCACCAAGGAUUUGCUUAUUGACCAGCCGUCCGUGGACAUCAGUUCAGGCAGUUAUCCACUGUUGUCCUUCGACGAGGACGACGAUGAAGCUGAGAUUUUCGCUUUGAUGCAGCGGAAACGGGCGUUGGCAUCCAGUCGGAAGCGCAGGAUCUCCCAGGAUCCGGAGGACCAGAAACAGGACCUAAAGCUGCCCAAGCUGGAGUGGCACCACCCGGAACUCAACCUCCUGCACCGCUACACGGAUGCCCAGUUCGAGUCCUGCCUCCACAUGCGCAAACUUACAUUCCUGAAAAUACAGCAAAACCUUGAGAAAACUUUAUGCGGAAUCGCGUUGCCAGGCUAUCCUGCUCCGCCGGCGCAGACCAUGGUGUCCUUGGCCCUGUGGAAGCUGUCCACCGACGAGCACUUCGAGGAAAUCGCCCGAAAGUUUCGACUUCCCUGGGCUCUUUGCCAGCAGGUAGUGCGGGCAUUCUGGCACUGCAUCUCCGAUAAUUACGAGAGCUUCAUCAAGUGGCCAAACUCACUGGCGGCCCAGCGGAGCACCCUGCAGGGGUACCAGAAAUUAGAGCACUUGCGCUGUUUUCGGGAACUGUUCGGCAUCAUAACGCUGAGGCGUCUGGACGUAUUUCUGGAGUCGGAGCACGCCGAUGUGCCGGUGGUUCUCCAGUUAAUUUGCAAUGCCGAGCGGAAGAUCGUCGACUGCUACGUAGAGCUGGCCAUGGAGUACAGCUUCGAGGACUCACCCAUUGGCCAGACCUUGGCCCUGAAUCCAAGGACCAUGCCGGCGGGCAGCUAUCUCAUCGGGAAUGAGGUGUUUCCUCUCAAAUCCUACCUGAUGCGGCCCAUUGAGGCCGAGUGCUUUCGCAAGGAUGCGGUGUUCAAUGAACUGCUACGUCCCGCCUUUCAGCUGGCGGAACAGGUACUGGAUACCUUAGCCCGACGGUUCAAUACCCUGUACGCCCUAGAGGCCCGAGAUUUGAACGAGGUGCGCCUCAUUGUGGAGAGCAUCUGUGCGAUGCACAACAUAUGCGAGGAGUACCUGGAUGAUGGACUGGAGGACCCUGGACAUAGAUCCUUUAGUUGGGGCGGGGUGGUGGCGGGUGUCAGGGGAAGCGAGAAGGACUCCAAGGGACUGCAGCGAAGGGUUGAGCUCCUUGAUGAACUGGUGGCCAUAGAGGCAGGCGAAUAAAGUAGUGUUUCUCAUAAAAUGAA
Molecule: messenger RNA, 1365 nt
Organism: Drosophila yakuba
Lineage: Eukaryota; Metazoa; Arthropoda; Insecta; Diptera; Drosophilidae
Exons: 2
Coding region: 113-1342 (409 amino acids)
Source: RefSeq, a predicted model, not a curated record